AUGUCUGUCUACCCCAGUCUUGCGCCCUUCAUUCUGAAGCGGCCCUGGCUGACAAAAAUGUUCAAGCCUCUCGCCACUUGGUACACCAGUGCCGCUGGGUACCGCCAGCUUGGUCUUCGAGCCGAUGAUUUGAUUGUCGAGGAAAACGAGGACGUCCUGAAGGCCCUGAAGCGUCUCCCGCCCCAGAUGGCCUACGACCGCGUAUACCGUCUCCGCCGUGCCCAGCAAUGCAGUUUGAUGCAGAAGCUGCUACCCAAGGACCAGUGGACAAAGCCCGAGGAGGAUACCCCGUACUUGGAACCCCUCAUCGCGCAGAUCAAGGCCGAGGCUAAGGAAAAGGCAGCCCUAGAUGCCUUGACGAUCGUGAAGAACCACUAA
Molecule: messenger RNA, 378 nt
Organism: Pseudomassariella vexata
Lineage: Eukaryota; Fungi; Ascomycota; Sordariomycetes; Amphisphaeriales; Pseudomassariaceae
Product: cytochrome b-c1 complex subunit 7
Exons: 3
Coding region: 1-378 (125 amino acids)
Biological process (GO): mitochondrial electron transport, ubiquinol to cytochrome c
Source: RefSeq, a predicted model, not a curated record